Messenger RNA from Folsomia candida, 1934 nucleotides. RefSeq lists its product as uncharacterized. The record is from RefSeq and is a predicted model, not a curated record. The transcript is spliced from 8 exons. Bases 233 to 1858 code for a protein of 541 amino acids. NCBI's taxonomy places the organism in Eukaryota, Metazoa, Arthropoda, Collembola, Entomobryomorpha, Isotomidae.
UAAGGUUAAUAGCAAUAGUUUUUAUUGUGCUUUUCCCAAUUUUGGUCAAUCCACUACAUUCAGUCGGCACAGAUAACAAUUAAGUUUUUCGAUUGAAGAAGAGGAUAACAUAUUAGCAUCAAAUAAGUAACUUAAUUUAUAGUGGAAAUUUAUUGCUCGGUUAAACACAGCGUUUUGGGGUCAACUGACCAAACUUAUUAACUAUUAAGCCAAUUAGUACAAUCCGUGGAAAAUGGGGAAAGCACGAAUGUGCUUGAAUUCAGAUGUCUGCUGCAUCUGCGCCAUCCUUGUCCUCCUCCUGUCCAACAGUUCCUCUGGACAAUACUUUGACCCCAAAUUGGACGACAAAAUCUACUUGGACAAUCUCCAGCAUAAGUUGGAAUUGGAAUUGAACUCCACUCGAGUCAGGCUGGUGGAGCAGGCGAAACUCACGGAAAUGGUGGCCAAAGAAUUUGUAGCAGCGACAAUUAAAGAAAAUCUAUUCCUGGCAUUGCGCAUCAUAGCGGAGAAAGAGUUGGAGGAAAUGAACGCAGCGAAGCAGGGGAUUGUUCUGAACAAGGAAAAUAGCACUUUGGUUCCCCUUUUGUUGGCCAGACAGGAGGACAGUGACGAAGAUGGCUCAACCACCACGAACACUGGUUUGUUCCCGCAGGUGUCCAACUUGAUCAAAGCGAUUUUCGGCCAAAAUCAACGUAAACAGAAUAUGACAAACUAUGUCGAUGGUGCAAUGUCGCAAGCCAACAAACCCGUGAGCACUCAAGUGGUCGGGUUAGUAAAUGCGAUCAUGGGAAAACCAGUCGUAGAUCCGACGAAGCAGAGACUGCCAACUUCACAACAAUCGCAAUACCAAGUGGGGGGCAAGCCAUUCGACCCGAAGAACAGCAUCGACCUUUCCUCACCACCUGGAUUGGUAGGAGGAGGAGCAAUAAUGUCUCAACAGAAUAACCAGCAACUUUUGGAACUCCUCCUCUCUCAAACCGGAAGUGGUGGUGGUGCUGGUCGACCAGGUCCAAGUCAAGCAUUUCCCCCACAAAACAACUACCUUAACAGCCGACCCCCGGGACAACUUGAUCCAGCUCAACUGCAACAGUUGGAGUCAUUCUUAGAGCACUUUCAAGCCACUCAGGGUGUUAGUGGGGACGGAGGACAGAGACCAACCUACGAUAAGGGGACAUCUAAACCGUACAUUUAUAACCCAACCGGUGUUGGAGGGGUUGGAUCAUCGUCGGCUGGGUACAAGCCAAAGCCAAAUAUCAACCGACCACCACCACCAGGACAAGGUCAGCUAACAGAACAGCAACUGCACAACCUGCUGAACCAACAGGGCGGUGGGGGACUGGGAAGACCUCCCUUAUUUCAAGGUAACCCGAAUAUAAAUCAGCAAGGCCCACCGGAACAUCAAGGGCCCCAAGAACCAGAUCAGGCCAGCACAACCAUCAGCACCGACGAGGAUGACGAUGAGGACGAAGAUGGGCGCAGAUUGAGACAAUUCGGCCUGGGGGGCCUGCUCAACUUGUUUCGGUCGACUCCACGCCCAGCCCCUCCAGUAACGCCCGGUCCUGUGAUCCCUGCAACCCAUCCGCCCAUUACGGUCACGGUGGACGGACAGGCCGUCGUGGUACAGUCCGUACCUGCACCUCCAGCCACGCAACCUCUCGCCGUGGCUGCUCCCAUGAUGCCAGAAGCCUUUAAUGCUGCCACAUUCGCGCAAACCGUCACGAAAAACUUUGGCGAUAUAGUUCGUGUUUUGCCCUCAUUGUUGAUGGGGGCUCGACAAGGGGUUCAACUCAUUCAGACCAUUACACAACUAUUCGGAGGACUCGAUGCCAUUGGGGAUCUUGCGGGUGGGAUUUUGUAGAUGUCAUCAAAUAAAUAGCUGAUAUUUAUACAUGAUUUCAAAUGAGAAUAAAAUGAAGAAUUGUUACUAAUGAGAA